AUGAGCAAGUGUUUCGGCCAUGCCCAAGACUCUCAGGUCAAAUUGACUUUGGAUGCUCAGGGCAUGGAGGCCCUUGAGGACAGUAAGAAGGAGUACCAGAUGCUGGAGAGACUGGUGAAGGGAUGGAAGGCGAAGGUGAUCAAGCCACCGCAUGAGAAGUCUGUUGUGCCUGCUAACAAUGCAGGUGACACAACAGCCGUGGAGAAGGAGUCUUUGCCUGCCGCUGCGCCGGCCAAGGAGGUCACCAAUAUGGGCAUACCAUUCGCCUGGCAUCAGAUGCUCCUACUGUGCUGGCAUAAAGCAGGCGUGUUCGUUCACCAGACAAAGCUUAAGGCUAAACCACAGGCUAGGACAUGUACUGCCCUGCCUCAAGGUGCCGCACCCACGAAGAAAGUGCGCACCAGUUCAAUGAUUUUGGCUUGGCCAAUGAUUCCUGCCAUGACCACUAAUGAUGUGGAACCUUCUGAGAGUGAGCCAGAAGUGGAGAUGGAGGUAGAGAUUCAGGAGGGGAUUGACGACAAUGAAGACUUUCUUUGGGGGGAGAAUGAGGAGCUGCGCAUUUGCACCAAAUGGUAUGGCGAGGUGCUUAUCCAUGCAUGCCAACAUGUGCGGGCGCAGGAAGCCAAACAGCUCCUUGCGUCAAACAAGGCUUUUUUGUCGUCUGCGCUUGUAGCGCCAAAUAGAGUAAAGUUCCAGGAAUAUAAUAAUCCGUUGGGUCCAUUGGGCUAG
Molecule: messenger RNA, 729 nt
Organism: Suillus discolor
Lineage: Eukaryota; Fungi; Basidiomycota; Agaricomycetes; Boletales; Suillaceae
Exons: 6
Coding region: 1-729 (242 amino acids)
Source: RefSeq, a predicted model, not a curated record